AUGCUCAUGGUAGGCAACAGUAGCUACAGUCCGGUUACGACCACACGAUCCGGUAAGAAGGCUGACUGUUCUUCGAGCCUCAGCGAAACAGCCGCUGACGGCGUGCUACCCGACACCCCCCCGCCCCCUAGACCGAACUGGAGCCCAGAGGCUGACGGAGGUGCUGACAGGUUUUGGGAGGCACUGUCGGGCAUCUGCUCGCGUACCAUUCAGCACCCAGAUUCGCAGGUGAAUCGGCUAUGCAUCUCGCCAGACAAGCGGUUUCUGGCGGCGGCGGGCCACCACACGGUCAAGCUUUUCGACAUCAAGUCGACCAACCCGAAUCCGCUUCUGGUCUUUGAGGGACACACGACCAACGUGACGGGCGUGGCAUUCCACUGCGAGGGAAAAUGGAUGGUGACGAGCUCCGAGGACGGCACGGUCAAGAUCUGGGACACGCGCACAGCCAUGAUCCAGCGGUCGUACAGUCAUGGCUGUCCGGUCAACGACGUGGUGAUCCAUCCAAACCAGGGUGAGAUCAUUAGCUGCGACCGCGGCGGCAGCAUUCGCGUGUGGGACCUGUCCGAGAACAAUUGCACACACGAGCUGAUCCCGGAGGAGGACGUGUCGGUGGCCUGCGUGACUAUGGGGAUCGAGGGCUAUCUGCUCUGCGCAGCGAACAACAAUGGCAACGUCUUCAUCUGGCAGAUGUUACCAAUGUACGAACGAACGAAACCGGUUCCGAUCACGCAAUUCAACGCCCACAAGGAGUUCAUCACGCGCAUCUUGCUGUCGCCCGACGGCAAGCGGCUGGCUACGUGCAGCGCCGACCACACGGCCAAGAUCUGGGAGGUGGACACGACGCCGCUGGCCCCCGACGAGACGCCCAAGCCGCUCGUGCUCAACGCCACGCUCAGCCAGCACCAGCGCUGGGUGUGGGACUGCGCCUUCAGCGCCGAUUCGGCCUAUCUGGUCACCGCCUCGUCCGACCACUACGCCCGCCUGUGGGAGCUGCACAGCCAGCAGGUCAUCCGGCAGUACAACGGCCACCAUCGCGGUGCCGUUUGCGUGGCCUUGAACGACUACUCCGACACGCGAUAG
Messenger RNA from Grosmannia clavigera kw1407, 1080 nucleotides. Its product is annotated as WD-repeat protein pop3. Gene Ontology annotation, molecular function: protein binding. The coding region runs from base 1 to 1080 and encodes 359 amino acids. The record is from RefSeq and is a predicted model, not a curated record. NCBI's taxonomy places the organism in Eukaryota, Fungi, Ascomycota, Sordariomycetes, Ophiostomatales, Ophiostomataceae. The transcript has 3 exons. Gene Ontology annotation, cellular component: TORC2 complex; TORC1 complex. Gene Ontology annotation, biological process: TOR signaling; regulation of actin cytoskeleton organization.